AUGGAUAAGGAUUGGGUUUGGUUGCCAAGGGCUAGCCUUGAGUAUCAGGAAGGAGCCAACAAAUUUGUUUCUGAAUCAGCAAAGAAAUUGGGUAAUAUUGUGCAUUUGUUCUGUCCAUGCGUCGAUUGCCGCAACGUCUGUCAUCAACCAGUUGGGACUGUUGUGGAUCAUCUGGUGAUAAAGGGAAUGGACCAGAAGUAUAAGCGAAGUAACUGUUGGUCUAAGCAUGGGGAAAUUAGGCCAGAUAAGCUGAGUGACGUCCAGACAUCUGACUGUGAAGCUUUCGAAUUGAUUAAGACAGCUUUUCCAGUGGCUGAAACCAGUGAACAGUCUCAUGGUCAGAAUGGAAAUCCGACUGAAUUCGAUGGUAAUGGAGAGGAAGCCAAGUUCAGGGAGAGGUUAGAGGAUGCUGAAACUCCACUAUACUCGACGUGUCUCAAGUACACGAAGGUGUCUGCACUCAUGGGACUGUAUCGCAUCAAGGUUAAGAGUGGUAUGUCUGAGAACUAUUUCGAUCAGCUAUUGAUGCUAGUUCAUGACAUGCUACCGCAGGACAAUGUCCUUCCUAAGUCCACAGAUGAACUGAAGAAGUUCCUGAAAGUCUUUGGUUUUGGUUACGAUAUCAUCCACGCCUGCAGAAAUGAUUGUAUCAUUUACCGGAAUCAGUAUGAAGAUAUGGUCAGCUGUUCAAGGUGUAAUGAUUCUAGAUGGGAAAGGGAUAAGCACACUGGUGAAGAUAAGAAAGGGAUUCCAGCAAAGGUGUUGAGGUAUUUUCCUGUCAAGGAUAGAUUCAGGAGGAUGUUCAGAUCAAAAUGCUUGGCUGAGGAUUUGCGUUGGCAUUUCACCAAUGCCAAUGCCGAUGGUACAAUGCGACAUCCAGUUGAUUCUUUGACUUGGGUGCAGGCGAAUGAUAAGUGGCCACAGUUUGCAGCUGAAGCUAGAAACCUUAGACUAGGCCUUUCAACUGAUGGUAUGAAUCCGUUCUCCAUUCUAAGCACAACCCACAGUACUUGGCCGGUUUUACUAGUAAACUACAAUAUGGCUCCAACCGAGUGCAUGAAGGCAGAGAACAUCAUGCUCACUAUGUUAAUCCAUGGACCAUCUGCACCAAGCAAUAACAUUGAUGUAUAUCUGCAACCACUGAUAGAUGAUCUGAAGGAUCUGUGGAAUGAAGGUAUUGAGGUUUAUGAUGCGUUUUUGAAGGAGAAAUUUACACUUAGGGCUAUGCUGUUGUGGACCAUCACUGACUACCCAGCUUUGGGGACACUGGCUGGAUGCAAAGUCAAGGGAAAACAGGCAUGUAAUGUCUGCGUUAAAGAUACACCUCAUAGGUGGCUCAAGUUCAGUAGAAAGCAUGUUUAUAUGAGAAACAGGAAACGACUUAGUCCUGCUCAUCCAUUUAGACGGAAAAAGGAUAUGCCGGUUCGUCAUAAUAUUGAUGUCAUGCAUGUUGAGAAGAAUGUCUCUAACGCGUUGCUAUCUCUCCUAAUGCAUAAUGGCAAAUCCAAGGACGGAUUGAAAGCAAGAAAAGAUCUAGAAGACAUGGGGAUUAGAAGCAAUUUACACUCUCAGGUACGCGGGAAAAGAACUUAUUUGCCUCCAGCCGCAUAUUGGCUUUCAAAGGAUGAGAAGCGUAGAUUUUGUAAGAGAUUGUCUAGAUUUAGAGGUCCUGAUGGUUAUUGUGCCAAUAUUGCCAACUGUGUAACAUUGGAUCCUCCUGCCAUUGGUAACAUGAAGUCCCACGAUCACCAUGUGCUUAUUCAAAACCUAUUUCCUGCGGCGUUGAGAGGAUUACUUCCUAAAGGACCUAGGAUUGCUGUGAGCCGACUAUGCAACUACUUUAGUAGAUUAUGUCAACGUGUCAUAGAUCCAGAGAAGUUGGAAAUAUUAGAGUCUGAGGUCGUAGAAACCUUAUGUCUUCUAGAAAGAUUAUUUCCCCCAUCACUGUUUGACAUCAUGUUUCACCUGCCUAUACAUCUAGCAAGAGAAGCACGAUUAGGUGGACUCGUACACUUUCGUUGGAUGUACCCAUUUGAAAGGUAUGUGAAAACACUCAAGGAUUACGUGAAAAACUUUGCAAGGCCAGAAGCAUGUAUGGCGGAAGGAUACCUAGCUGGAGAAUGUUUGGCCUUCUGUUUAGAGUUCUUCAAGAACUCAAUACCGAUGCAAGAUUCAGUCAAUCGGAAUGAAGAUAUUGAAUCCGAUCAUCUUGUACUUGAAGGUCGUCCUCUACAGAAAGCUACUGAGGUCACACUCACAGAAAAAGAGCGAGACAUAACCCACCGUUAUGUUCUAAUGAACACGGCAGUAAUGGAUCCUUACAUUGAGGAACAUUUGGAAGAACUACAGAGUAAAGAUGCUAAACUCACAAAAAACGAAACACUUUUAUGGAAAAACCACAAUCAAAAGUUUUCAAAGUGGAUAAGAGAAAAGAUUCCAACUAACUCAGCAGAUCACUCCACUAGGCUUCGAUGGCUAGCAUAUGGACCACGCCAUAUUGCACAGACGUACAAGGGAUAUAUUGUCAAUGGAAAUCGAUUCCAUAUAGACGACGUAAAGCGGAAAACUCAAAAUAGUGGAGUCACAUAUGAAGCAUUCUCGAUGUGUAGGUCUAGUGCUCGAGAUUCUAGAGACAUGGCAGACAUAGUUCUGUUCUACGGUGUGGUGAAGGAGAUCAUCUUGUUGGAUUACCAUAUGUUCCAAGUUCCACUAUUUAAGUGUGUUUGGGCCAACAAAGGGAAUGGAGUGAAAGAGGAAGAUAGCUUUACACUAGUGAACCUCCAUAUGAACCAGUCCGCCUUUCUCCAAGACCCGUAUAUCUUACCAUCUCAAGCGAAACAAGUUUUCUACUCCCGCGAAGAUGAUAUAUCUCCUUGGUAUGUAGUUAUGAGGGCGCCUCCUAGAGGGUACCAUGAGCUGGAGAUAGAAGAGGAAUUCCUAUCUGCAAAUGCGACAGUUCAAGAAUAUGAAGAUUUGACAAACCACAGUGAUGAUGACGAGAGUUUCUGUGUUAGGGAUGACUGUGAAGGAGUACUUGUAAUGGAUUAG
Microthlaspi erraticum is the source of this 3048-nucleotide messenger RNA. NCBI's taxonomy places the organism in Eukaryota, Viridiplantae, Streptophyta, Magnoliopsida, Brassicales, Brassicaceae. The record is from the annotation of a GenBank genome assembly.